Messenger RNA from Wickerhamiella sorbophila, 1662 nucleotides. Its product is annotated as ATPase synthesis protein 25, mitochondrial. The record is from RefSeq and is a predicted model, not a curated record. Lineage: Eukaryota; Fungi; Ascomycota; Dipodascomycetes; Dipodascales; Trichomonascaceae. Gene Ontology annotation, biological process: mRNA stabilization; mitochondrial gene expression; mitochondrial proton-transporting ATP synthase complex assembly. Gene Ontology annotation, cellular component: mitochondrion. The transcript has a single exon. The coding region runs from base 1 to 1662 and encodes 553 amino acids.
AUGAGACUCUUUUUGAUAAAGCCGAGAUAUAUUCCGGCGGUCAAACAGUGGACAAGGGCCUUUGCGCAAAUUCCGUGGUAUGUGGACGAAGGAGCCGAGCAAGUGGCAAAACAUCGUAUUGAAAUGCCCAUACCAGACAUGCCAUCAGAUCCACCUUCCAAGCUCGAGCCUAUCACAAAAUACGUCGUGCAGGACUUGGGAUUGAUGGACACACAAAUUAUUGACGGCCGAGACCGAGAAACAGCACUUGGCCCGGCUAUCAUGAUUGUGGGGACCGGCAAGUCGAAUCGACACCUUGGUAAUGCGGCAGCUCAGUUAUUGAACUGGCUGAAAAAAGAAUAUAAUGUAGCAGUGGAUACCGAAGGUAUCCUGACUGCUAACUUUAUCAAGACGCAGAGUCGCCGUGCCCAGCGCCGUGCUAGACAGCAGGGUCUUGGUGAGCAGCAGGCCUGGGUCGAGGCUUUUGCCAAAGUUGGCUCGUGGGUCGUUCUGAACACCAACGUCGAUAACAUUUACGUCCAUUUGCUCACGCAAGACCGCCGAAGAGGAUUGGACCUCGAACAUCUCUGGACGCACGAACCCCUUCCACAAAAGCAGGAUUCGUUCGACGAGCAGUACUUUUCUCCUGCCCAAAUGCCAUCUGGACGUCGCCAGUUUCAUACUGUGGCACCUCGGAACGCUAUGGUUUCUGAAAGCUCUCAAUCGCUCAUGAAGGGUGACUACAAGACCUUGACUGGUGACGAGUCCCUCGUUGCCCACAUUAAUCAUGUGCUUUUAGCUGCGCGUGAUCCUAAUUACGAGCUUACCGAGUCUUCGCCGGUUGUAACAUCAUUUUUUGAGUCGUGGCCAACCCUCCCCAGUCGGGAGCAGUGGAAACUACGUUUAUACUUUAUCGUGACUAUUUUCCUUAUCAGCAACGAUUUCCCCCUUCGGAAGCUCGUGGAUCACAUCAGACUCCAGCAAGCAUCAGGGUAUAUGGUUGAUCAAGAGGAUCUGGAACAGAUAUUCUGCGCUAUCGCAUACUACAGACAGGCGGAAUUUGCUACCAAGCGGUGCACUCCUGAAACUAAAGCACAGUGGACCGAACUUUGUAACGAGAAGAGCAAAACGGUGAUCAAUAUCCACAAUAUUGUAUUCCGAUCAAACGGCACGUCAUUGCUGGUCAAUAACCGCCUCAUCACCCUGCUGUUCCGCAUGUAUGCAGGCCCCAGUGCCACUAGCGUCGAUCCACAGACUGCAUUAGAAGACCCCACACCGGGACCUCGACCGGCCAUGUUUGUGGACUCAAGACUCGCAGCCAUUCAAAUGAUCCUAGAAGACUCUAGCCAGCUUUUGGACAGUCGCACCUUGAUGCUGGUGCUUACCACGCUCAUUAAUGGGCACACCUGGUCAACGUUCUGGCGCAUUCUCGACUCUGUGACUGGCAUCGCCAAUGUUGACGAACGUAUAAUUGAAGCAGCAGUGGCAAUGGUAGUCAAGACCGGAAACGAAGUGCAAAUACGCUAUGCUCUCGACCGCUUUUUACCCUCUUUAUUACUGCAAAACAAAGCGAGUGUCACACCUGCUUUGACUCGUACUCUCAACAUCUCGCUCGAGAUCGUCGAUAGCGAACGAAAGGCUUACCGAGCUCUUCGCCAGGUUAUCGCCAAUAACCAGAAAUGA